GUCGGCUCUCUGUUCCCUUUGCACGCGGCUGUCGGUUGCGGAGUGAGCUCGCGGCUAGAGGAUUAUGCCCGGUAAGCUUCUGUCAGAGGCCGAAGUCGAGUCGGAGGCGCCCAUGGAGGCGACGGAGCAGACGCGGAAGCACAAACAAAAGAAAGAUAAAAAAGAGAAAUCAAAAAAUGAGAAGCCAGAAAAAAAGGGCAAGGUAGAGACUGAGGAACUUGAUUCCCCUAAGCCCAAGAAGGUAAAAAGGGAGGAGCUUCCAGAAGAAGUCAUUUCUCCAAAGCCCAAAAAGGCCAAGAAGAAAGAACAGCCCCCAGAAGAUGAGGAAGACUCUUCCCCUAAAUCCAAAAAGGCCAAAAAGAGCAAGGAGGGGUCUGGGGAGGAGCCCAGGAGGCUGAAAGAGAAGGAGGAUGCCUCUAGCAAUGACAUCUGCUCUAAGGCAAAAAAGAGCAAAGAGAAAGAAGAGCUUUCUGAGAAACCGAAGAAGGCCAAGAAGAAGGAGGGAGAAGUAAAUGGAGACACAGGAGAGGAAAGGCCAAAGUCACAGAGGGCAUCUGUGACUAAUGGACUGCCCCACUCCAAGCAUGCGUCUGAUUCUGAUUCUGAGGAGUCAUCCAGUGAGGAAAGUGACAGCGAGGCUGAGCAGGAAAAUGAUCUUCAUAAAAGAGUAGAAAGCCAUGCUCUUAGUUCUAAGGGAUUAAAAUCCCAUUUGCAAACUGGACUGACAAAACAGUUUAAAGGAGAAGAUGAUGAAGAAGAAGAAGAUGAUGAUGAUGAUGAUGAUGAAGAAGAAUUGGAGAAACCCAAAAAAGGUGAAAAGAAGGAAAAUGAGAAAGAUUCAAAAUCUGAAGACACUGAGGAGUUAUCUGCAGAGCAGAAAGAAGGAGCUUUCUCUAAUUUUCCGAUCUCUGAAGAGACUAUUCAACUCCUCAAAGCCCGUGGGGUGACCUACCUGUUUCCUAUACAAGCGAAGACAUUUCAUCAUGUAUCUAGUGGGAAGGAUUUGAUAGCCCAAGCCCGGACGGGGACGGGAAAGACGUUCUCCUUUGCCAUCCCCUUAAUUGAAAAACUUCAGGGAGACUCUCAGUCUCGAGGAAGAGGCCGUGCACCAAAGAUACUGGUCCUGGCCCCGACACGGGAACUGUCAAUCCAAGUCAGCAAAGACUUCAGCGAUAUCACCAAGAAAUUGACAGUAGCUUGUUUCUAUGGUGGAACGCCCUAUAACGGCCAGAUUGAUCUCAUUCGGAGAGGAAUCGAUAUCUUGGUGGGCACCCCAGGGCGCAUCAAAGACCAUCUGCAGAAUGGCCGGCUCGACCUCACCAAGGUGCAGCACGUUGUGCUGGACGAAGUGGACCAGAUGCUGGACAUGGGCUUUGCUGAGCAGGUGGAAGAUAUUUUAACUGUGGCAUAUAAGAAAGAUUCAGAAGACAACCCCCAGACGUUGCUUUUCUCUGCGACUUGUCCUCACUGGGUGUACGAUGUUGCUAAGAAAUACAUGAAGUCUACUUAUGAGCAAGUCGACCUAAUUGGGAAGAAGACGCAGAAGGCCGCCGUGACCGUGGAGCAUCUGGCCAUCAAUUGCCACUGGUCUCAGAGGGCAGCAGUCAUCGGCGAUGUCAUCCAGGUCUACAGUGGCAGUCAUGGACGAACCAUUAUCUUCUGUGAGACAAAGAAGGAGGCUCAGGAGCUCUCCCUGAACGAAUCGAUAAAGCAGGACGCUCAGUCGUUGCAUGGAGAUAUUCCACAGAAACAAAGGGAAAUCACCCUUCAGGGUUUCCGGAAUGGUAAAUUUGGUGUCCUGGUGGCGACCAAUGUGGCAGCUCGGGGUUUGGACAUCCCCGAGGUUGACCUGGUUAUACAGAGUUCUCCUCCAAAGGAUGUAGAGUCCUACAUUCAUCGUUCAGGACGGACGGGUCGAGCUGGACGGACCGGGAUCUGCAUUUGCUUUUAUCAGAAGAAGGAGCAGCACCAGCUAGGGCAGGUGGAGCGGCAGGCGGGGAUCACUUUCAAACGUGUGGGUGUUCCCAGUGCUUCUGAAAUAAUUAAAGCCUCCAGCAAAGAUGCCAUCCGGUUUCUGGAUUCGGUGCCCCCUGCAGCCAUUAACAACUUCAGACAGACAGCUCAGAAGCUGAUUGACGAGAAGGGGGCCGUGGAAGCCUUGGCUGCUGCGUUAGCCCAUAUCUCGGGGGCGACCGCCGUCGAGCAGCGUUCCUUGAUCAACUCUGACGUGGGCUUCGUGACGAUGGUGUUGCAAUGCUCCAUAGAGAUGCACAAUAUUGGCUAUGCCUGGAGAGGGUUGAAAGAGCAGCUUGGGGAAGAGAUCGACGACAAAGUGACACGGAUGACCUUCCUCAAGGGGAAAAUGGGCGUUUGUUUUGAUGUCCCUGCUGCAGAAGUAAAGACAUUCCAGGACCAGUGGCAGGACUCGAGGCGCUGGCAGCUCUCUGUGGCCACCGAGAGACCUGAGCUGGAGCAGCAGCCCGACGAAGGCAGAGGCUUCUCUAGUUUUCGGAACCAGAGGCAGGGAGGCGGCGGCGGUCGAGGAGGUCGAGGUGGCCGAGGUGGUGGCCGAGGCGGCCGGAGUGGUGGUGGCGGCGGCUUCAACAAGAAUGACAAAUUUCAGAAUAGAGGCCAGAAGAGAAGUUUUCAGAGAGCGUUUUCUCAUCGUUAAGAUGCGCAAAAGGACAGGAUUCCGUUUGGAGACACAGCAAUGCCCUCCCCAGUGACUUUUUUAAACUCUUAGGCCUGCUUCCUGCUUUCCUUCUACCACUCAUCAAACCAGCCAGCCGUUGUCCUUUGGGGCAGCUCGCAGCACGGGAUGGUGCUCACUGCGUUGAGGCCCGUCUGCCAUGUCUUCAGAAGCUUUUCUUUGAGGAGGGCACAUCAGUGUAUGUGUUGUCAUCUGAAACCCACAUCCGUGCAUUCCUUUCAGUCAAGUCCGUUUUCUGCCCAGGCUCUGCCCUUUGAAGGUAGUUACAGCAUCUCUGGGUAGUGUUUUACCCUGAGGACGAGCUCACGGGGCACCCAAGCUCGGAGGAUCUUUCUUGCAUAGCCAAAGAUUUGUUUUUGCAACAGAUAUUCCCAGUCCACCAGCUGAAUGGAUUCUCCUGGGGAGCCAUCAGCCUAAGGGUCAAUGCUGGUGAGCAUUGGGCAUCGGCUUGUUCUAGAGCCUGGGUCCUGCUGACGAUGCCGCAGCUUCACUGUCUUCUAAAGAACGUGUUUUUCGUGCAUCUGAUGCUGUUUUGGUGCUCGAGAAAUAAAAUUACAGGCAUUCUCCGCGGUGACGUGGGACCCAUCUGGCUUUAACCAGGUUCUAUUAAAUCUUCCUUCAUGGUAGAAGAAAAACUAGCAAAUUUGACAGAAGGCAUCUGUCGGAAUCUCAGACGUGAGAAGAUAAUUCAUGCCCAUUCCCAGGUGGGAAGGAAGGCAGGCAGGCAGGCAGAUGUUUGUCUACUUGCUUUGAACUCUUCUCCAUUUGGGAAAGAAACAUUGUUUAUUUUGGAGAAAUUAAAAGAAAAAUCUGGAUUUGCUAAGCAGGUAAAAUAAACUAUUAGAUAACCUUUUUCAAUUAUGAGAAAAAAUUCAAAGCCACCAUCUAGGGAAGUAUAAAACUUGGUGAAGUGAUGAUUGGCAAGCAGGUUCUCUGUUAGUAAUAGGAAAAAUAUUAGGUUGAUUCUCAUUUUGUAAAUUUCUAUGACCUAUAAUGUUAUAGAAUGUGUAUAUUUGCUUUUUGAUUCCGUCAACAUUUAUUAAGCAGCUACUGUGUGCUAGAGGUGGUUCUGUAUGAAAGCAAAAACUCCUUUGAUGUGCAGCAGAGAUGAUCGAUUGGGUCACUGUAUUCUUCCUUCUCUGUAAGGUAUCUUUGGAGGCUCCAUCGAUGAUCUGGGUCACGUCCAUUCCUCUCCAUAAUGGUGUUUCCUGGCUGGGUUUCCAUCCCUUCUCUAGGUGCCUUCUGUGGCCCUAACAAUCUCUCUCAUCCCCUGGGACGUUGUCCUGUCUGUUGCUGGUGGUAUGGGGCUUACACACCCUUGUCUCCCUCAGUGUGAGGGCAGUCCAAGCAUUUAUGAAGCCCCUCUGGUGUGUCUGUGCUGUGCUGUCCCCCAGUUUGAUGGCUCCUCCUUUGCUCCCAAACCUCUGGUCACCCCAACCAGAUUUAGUGGAAGGAACACUUGGUUUGCAGUCGGGAAAUGGGUUUGAACCCCAGCCCAGCUGCUUACUAGCUGAAUGAUCUUGGAUGAGGAGUGGGCCAAAUGCUCUCCAAGGCUGCCAUGAUGUCCUGUGACCUUGGUGACCCUUCUUUUUUCUCAUUUGGCUCCUGAAGCUCCAGCUCAUUGGACCCCCACCAGCCUCAGCUGCCCUGGUUAGUGCAGAAAGCAUCAAAAGACCAGUCUAGCAAGCAUUUUCACAACCAGCUGAAAUCUUCACUUACUGAUGCUCUUGGAAAUCCUUUGAAUACUGUGGUUCUUAAUGCUUUGCUCAGGAAUUAGGUGCUUAGUGACUGGGAGGGUGCUGAAACCCCUCAUUCCACCCUCUUGUCAUCACAGGAUGUUCCUCAGGGAAGCCUGGAGCUCCAGCUUUUCUUUUUUCAGAGGAUGAAGGGGACUUCCCAGAGUGAGGUAAUUGAUAAGGUCACCCCCCUUGAGUAUAUGGCAGAGCUUCCAACUUGAACCCAGGGCUUCUGGCCCUGAGUCGACCCUUUUUAGUGUGGAGUUCCUUUAACCUUGGUGGGGAGAGGUUUUUACUACUGCAUCCCAUUGCUGUGAUUCAGCCAUUAGUAGCGGGCAAAGCUUUGGUGGGCAGCCAACAGCAUUGGGUUUGGAACUGGUGUCACCUUGAAUUUGGAGAGGGCCUUGUGGGCCUACGCCAUUGUGCUUUGGAAUCAAGAAUGCUUCUGUAAGUGAACAAAAGAAAAAUUUAGUUCUCAAUAUAAAAGCAACUUGGCAGAAUUAGACUUUUCAACGGAACAUACUAAUGUUCAUUAUGAAAGACUGGGGGGGAAAUGUAAUUUUCCUAGAACAAGACUUGUGCUAAUAUCAUUCAUUAGUACCUAAAAUAUGAGUUCUAAAGAGGUUUUGUUGGGCUGGCCUGGGUACCUCACCACCAUUUAUAAUUUAGUUCCCAUGAGAAAGUGUUCCAAAUGUUUUUUUUUUUUUACAAAUGGAUUUUCAGAAUACAAUCUGGUUAUGAAUUGUGAACUGUCAACAGAUUAUUAAAGGUAUUUUCUAAGA
Molecule: messenger RNA, 5228 nt
Organism: Vombatus ursinus (common wombat)
Lineage: Eukaryota; Metazoa; Chordata; Mammalia; Diprotodontia; Vombatidae
Gene: DDX21
Product: DExD-box helicase 21
Exons: 16
Coding region: 65-2671 (868 amino acids)
Molecular function (GO): helicase activity; RNA binding; ATP binding
Source: RefSeq, a predicted model, not a curated record